Bufo bufo (common toad) is the source of this 1210-nucleotide messenger RNA. RefSeq names its product complement C1q B chain (gene C1QB). The transcript is spliced from 3 exons. Gene Ontology annotation, molecular function: protein binding. The record is from RefSeq and is a predicted model, not a curated record. Lineage: Eukaryota; Metazoa; Chordata; Amphibia; Anura; Bufonidae. Bases 165 to 902 code for a protein of 245 amino acids.
AUAUGAGGAAAUCUAUAACGAUAGCGUCCAGUUCCCGCCUGUCCCCUGGUCCUGCUGACACUUCUGCUUUCUAUACAUUGUGCAAUUCAUGUUUGUGAUUUUCAUCUGCACAACUUCUCCCAAACAGUGAUUUCUGCCCAACGUCCAGAUUGCAAGGAGGUAACAUGGAUUCAGGAGGAGCACUGACCUUCUUCUCUAUUGUCCUCCUCUCUCUUCCCUUAUGUCGGACGCAGAGUUGCCAAGCUCGCAUGCCAGGAAUACCUGGAAUACCUGGAACUUCUGGUGCAGAUGGAAAGGAUGGAGCAGAUGGGGAGAAGGGAGACCAGGGUCCUCCUGGAACCUUUCUUGGCUGGAAUGAAGAAGAACAUAGAGGAGACCCCGGUAGACUUGGAAUGCCAGGAAAAGUAGGGCCAAAAGGGCCAAUGGGUCCUCCAGGUCAACCAGGACGUAAAGGGGAAAAAGGCUUAAAAGGACAAUCAGGAGAAUACAAAACCGAGCUUCACUCUGCUUUCUCUGUGAAGAAAACCACUAUUGGAAACCCACGAAAGGAUCAACCUAUUCGCUUUGAUCGAGAGAUCAUCAAUGUGAACAGACAGUACAACAUCCAUAAUGGGACAUUCACUUGUCAGAUCCCUGGUCUCUACUACUUCACCUACCAUGCCUCGUCCAGGGGACACCUCUGCAUCCACAUUGUCAAAGGUAGAGUCAAUGAAGCCAAAGAGAGGAUUGUUCUGUUCUGUGACCAGGUCCUUAAUGUCUUCCAGACAACAACCGGUGGUGUUGUGCUGAAAGUUAGCAAGGAAGAAUCCGUCUGGCUGGAGACCACUGAAAAAAGCAAUCUGCUGGGCACAGAAGGAGCAGACAGUAUAUUCUCUGGCUUCCUGCUCUUCGCAGAAUCUUAAGAUUGACAAGAAAAUUAGCUGUCUUUCAAAAUGUCAGACUGCCAAGCAAUGUGAAGUGUCACAUGAGCGCUCACUAAUGCCACCUGCUUGUACCAACUUCCAUGCCUCUGCUCCAACACAUCAGCAUCUUGCUAGGGCUACAUAUAGGGUGCUGGAGAAAGACAUGUAUGCACUGCUCCGCCUCUCUCUCUAUGACUCAUCCACCCCUGGUAUAUUAUGGGGAACAUAAUGUGUCUUCUUAUAUGGACAAUGACACCACCUAACAUGUCACAGCUUAACAUGAAAAUAAAGUGUGUUUUCAGUUUGAA